UACUUUUUCUUGCUGUUUCAGGGCCUUACAUCUGAAGUUGUUGACAGAGUGUACAGGGAGUACAUGGGGCAUGCAGAAAGCCCUGCUCAGGUCCGAGAUGGCCUCCUGGAUGCAAUGGGAGAUGUCUACUUUGUCAUCUCAGCUGUGGAAGUGGCCAGAUACCACAGAGAUGCUGGCAACCCAGUCUACUUCUAUGAAUUCCAACAUCGACCGAGUUCAGUGGAAGGUGUGGUACCAGAGUUUGUAAAAGCUGAUCACGGAGCUGAGAUUGCCUUUGUCUUUGGAAAGCCAUUCUUAGCAGGUGAUGCACCCAUGCUUACUCCUUAUUCCUUUUAGAACCUCAUUA
Lonchura striata (white-rumped munia) is the source of this 346-nucleotide messenger RNA. The record is from RefSeq and is a predicted model, not a curated record. Lineage: Eukaryota; Metazoa; Chordata; Aves; Passeriformes; Estrildidae.